AUGAAUUUUGACCAGAAGACCGUGAAAUUCUUGGCAAACUUUUACAUCAAUGGAGGCAAACACUGGACCCAUGGCCCGCUGGGGCAGAAGGCGCCAGCACCCAGCCAGCCCAAGGCUUUUGUGCUGUUGGUGGGCCAGGAGUCUGGGAUGGCCUGGGACAAGGCAUGGCCCCCGGGGGCCCAGGAUCUCCCAGCAGGCCUUAGAUUGCACAUGGGCACCCCCCAGGACCUCCUGCCCAUUUGUACCUGCACCCUGAGGGAGAUGUUGCUGGAGCAGCGCCCCCCUAUCCUGACCGACCUGGAGGUCCCUGGCCCCACCAAGUAUCCGGUGCCAGACGCGUCUGUACGCGAGUCCUCCCCCCAUCCCCACUACACCAUGGGCCGCAAGCCCCCUGCCCGCGAGGGCGGCAGCCGCAGGGCUUGGCAGACCACAUGGCUCCAGAGUGAAAACCCCUUCAUGCAGAAAGCUGACUUCAACCGAGAGCAAAAGGCUUCUUUGCACCCCCAGGGCGAGAAGCGGCCCAGCCCCAACACCUACAACAUCCUGCCUGGGUCUGUCCUGCGGAGCCCGCGGUCGCCCACCUUUUCUAUGAGCCGCUCACCUGCCUUCGUCUCUUGGGUCAGCACCUCGAGCACCCCUGGCCCAGCCACCUACUAUGUGGAGGACUGCUACAACUCGCGCUUUCCCUCGACGCCUGGAGUGGUCAUCCAAGGCAUGCGGAGACCCAAGCGCCAUGACACGGGCCCCUUCAGCACGCUCUAG
Molecule: messenger RNA, 762 nt
Organism: Trichechus manatus latirostris (Florida manatee)
Lineage: Eukaryota; Metazoa; Chordata; Mammalia; Sirenia; Trichechidae
Gene: STPG3
Product: sperm-tail PG-rich repeat containing 3
Exons: 6
Coding region: 1-762 (253 amino acids)
Source: RefSeq, a predicted model, not a curated record